Messenger RNA from Ixodes scapularis (black-legged tick), 621 nucleotides. RefSeq lists its product as uncharacterized. The record is from RefSeq and is a predicted model, not a curated record. The transcript has 4 exons. Lineage: Eukaryota; Metazoa; Arthropoda; Arachnida; Ixodida; Ixodidae. Bases 1 to 621 code for a protein of 206 amino acids.
AUGUUGAGGUUCGUGACCUUGCUUCUCGCUGCAAGCACAUUUGGCAAUGGGGCGACCGUGAAUGACUUCAACGACCAUGUUGACAAGACCGUUGGCAGGCAUCAACCGUCUGACACUAGGAACAAACGUUCGCUUCAUCUGGAGGCGCACAUUCCCUUCCACAGCUUCACGGUUGAAAGCAACGGAUUAUUCAACGACGACCUAGAGGUGAAGCUAACGGAUGGAGCAGUCAGAGGACUGGACGAUGUGACUCGCCGUCUCAGAAGAUGCUUCAGAACUACCUGCCUUGUUGAUCUGAGAGGAAUCGUGGUUUCAUACAUCGCACAGACUCAAGGGGACGACAUGGCUGGAACGGUCAAGCACAUCUGGGUAAAAGUAAAGGUCACGAGCGCAGAAGCUUUGUUCAACAUGAACGAUAUCAGAGCCAGGGAGGCUAGCCUAAACUCCUUGGUCAUCGGCCCCAUCUCGGUUAGCACCACUUACGAUGCCUACCUCGAUCUCAACUCUGGACGGCGCAACGAGUUUGCGGAUGAGGUGGCAAGUUACACCGGCUGGGAGCUUCUCAAGAUCCUUCGUGGGAGCUACUUGGCGGCUCUUCAGGAGACCUUCGCUGACCAGUGA